AAAACGUAGUAAAAUUUUUUAAUGUUAUCAAAUUUAACAAAUAGUAAUUAAUAAUAAUAACAAUAACAAUAAUAAUAAAUGAAGUGAAGCCGCAAAAUUCAGUUAUAAAUUAACGAAACGCAUAUACUAACACAUCCCUUUCUAACCAAAGAUAAGAUCCGCACCUCCAUUAUCGCCGCCGUCCAUGGCCGCAGCCGCCGCCGGAGCAAAUGAAGAGGAGCCGUACAGAGCACACUGCAUAUUCAUACCCUACCCUCUCAUCGGCCACAUAAACCCUAUGCUCCAAUUCGCCAAGCGCCUCCGCCACAAGUCCGUCCGCGUCACUUUCCUCCUCUCCAAAUUCGUCGCCAAAAUCGCCCCCCUCUCCUCCGACGCCGGCAUCUCCGCCGCCACCUACUCCGACGGAUUCGACGACGGCCCCCCGCCGGGAGUCAGCGUCAACGAACUCAUCCAUCGAUUCCUCGAAACCGUGCCCCCCAAUUUGAAGGAAUCCGUACAGACGGUGGUCGGCUCCUCCGGCCCGCCGGUGGCCUGCGUCGUCUACGAUUCCAUUCUGACGGCGGCGCUGGACGUCGCGGCAGAUCUCGGCAUCGCCGCGGCGGCGUUCUUCACUCAGUCCUGCGCCGUCGACCAGAUCUUCCAUGAAGUGUACCUGGGGAAUGUCGGAGUUCCGUUCUCCGGCGACGAGGAGGAGAUUCUGAUUCCUGGACUUCCGGCGCUGACGCCGGCGGACUUGCCGUCGUUCGUGUGUGGGUCCGGGUAUGGGCAGUACCCGCCCAUAUUUGAGAUGUUGGUGGACCAGUUUCAGGCCGUGGGGAAGGCCCAGUGGCUGUUCUUCAACACAUUCUACCAAUUGGAGAAUAAGGUAAUUGAUUACAUGGAGAAGCUUUCAUUGCCGGUAAAGGCGAUCGGUCCGGCAAUACCCUCAAUGCACUUGGACAAGCGCCUCUCCGGCGACCGUGACUACGGCCUGAACAUGUACGCUCCAGCCACCGCCACCUGCCUCGACUGGCUAAGCCGCCGUGACCCUAACUCCGUCGUGUACGUGUCUUUCGGGAGUCUGGCUCAAUUAGGCCCCGACCAGAUGGAGGAGCUGGCGUGGGGCCUGAAACUCAGCGGCCGCCACUUUUUAUGGGUGGUCCGGCUGGCGGAGCAGUCGAAGCUGCCAGAGGGGUUCACCCAAUCGGAGAAUGGGUUGGUUGUCCCGUGGGGCCCACAGCUAGAUAUAUUAGGCCACGUGGCAACCGCCUGCUUUAUCACGCACUGUGGAUGGAACUCGACGCUGGAGGCGCUGAGCCUCGGCGUGCCAGUGGUGGCAAUGCCACAGUGGACGGAUCAGCCGACGAAUGCCAAGUACAUAAAAGAUAUGUGGGGAACAGGAGUUAGGGUCGUGGCCGGGGAAAACGGGGUGGUGGGGCGCAACACUGUUGCCGAGUGCGUUAAGGAGGCAACAGAGAGCGAGGAGAUGAAGAGGAACGCGACGAAAUGGAAGGAAUUGGCGCGGGAAGCCAUGGAUGAAGGGGGGAGCUCAGAUACGAGCAUUGAGGAGUUCGUGGCCGCACUUGCGGCCGAGGGAAGUAUUUGAUGUGAUAUUUUGAACGUAACUUUUUUGAUUGUCCGAGAUCAUCGAAAUGGUUCCGCGACACACGGGCUUUCAAUGUGUCUCGAACUGAAUACCGACGUUAUCUUACUGCAUUGGAACUUCACUAGAUUCUGUAGCGAGACCAUUGAAACGGUUCCUCGACGAGCGGGAUUUCAAGGUGCCUCGAACUGAAUACCGACGUUAUCUUAUUGCAUUGGAACUUCACUAGAUUCCGUAGCGAAAUCGUUGUUUCCGUCCCCAUUCCUAUGACAAGUGAAUUUCCGAAGUGUCUCGAACUGGAUGCGAGAGAUCCGGUUCGAGACACGGGGAUACGGCUUCGGAGAUCCCACGAAACCCAGAGCAUCUUCGGAGAGGGAGCUCGAUAUACCUUUCGGCAAUGGGUUUCAUCUGGUCGAACGUCGGGUUCGACUCUUUAUCCAUGCCAGCAUAGCCCCAGCUGCGGAGCUACAGUGAUGGCGAAUGAGGCCAGAGAAGCCAUCAUCCUCAUUGUAGAGGCUCCACCAGGUCGAGUUCUUUGGCGCUGGAACUUCUCAGAUAGCUCUUUAUUUCCGAGCUGGGGAGCUGGCAAUCGGCCGAGCUUAUAUCCCUCCCUUGACCCUUCUCCACGAGUUCAUAACGCCUAGUGAAGAAGGUCUCUUGUUUGUGUCCGAUUUGGACUGAGAGGACAUUGGCUCAUCGACACCCAUGUGCCGUUCUUGAGCCACUCGCCGAACGUAAACUUUUAAGUCGUAAUGAUUCGAUAGCAUCCGAUCCAUGGAAACUGCAAUGCAAGAGCAAAAUAUUCGUGUUAGUAGUUGAUAUAACCCCCCAUCGGAAACUUCUAACAAAAAAUUACAUCAUCGUCUGAAAUAGAACAUUGAAAGCAUAGACAAUCACGACAAUCAUCGACAACAAUUAAGGACCGAGAAAGAAAUACUCAGCAAGAAAAGUUCCAAUGGGUAUUUUGAUCUGAAACUUCAAACUCUUCUAUAUUUAUCGGGCAUUCAAAGUAUACAACCAAAGAACCACUUUACACACAAUUCUUACGCAUAACGGCAGAAUUCUGAGAGCACAGACAGAAAAAAGACCUCUGAUUUUUAGAAAGAUUUUAUAGAUGGUAAUAAUUUAAGAACAAAGAGGAAAAACUCGGCUGCCGGCAUAUUAUGCUAAAAAUCUGUGUGGAUCUACUCAAAAUAUAUCACAAAAACGGUAGUAUUGAGCGAUAUCUAUUCAGGUCAUCGAUGCAGAGGCAUACGCUACCAAAUCAAGAACAUCAAAACCGAGUAUCAAUUAAUCCCACCAAAUUUCUUCCAAAAUCCGGCACAUACUAAUCGCUACCAUAAGAAAGAAUAAAACAAAAGAUAGAAGA
This is a messenger RNA of Andrographis paniculata, 2951 nucleotides long. Its product is annotated as UDP-glycosyltransferase 74E2-like. The record is from RefSeq and is a predicted model, not a curated record. Lineage: Eukaryota; Viridiplantae; Streptophyta; Magnoliopsida; Lamiales; Acanthaceae. The transcript has 2 exons. Bases 185 to 1585 code for a protein of 466 amino acids. Gene Ontology annotation, molecular function: UDP-glycosyltransferase activity.